This is a messenger RNA of Colossoma macropomum (tambaqui), 750 nucleotides long. RefSeq names its product replication protein A 32 kDa subunit-like. The record is from RefSeq and is a predicted model, not a curated record. Gene Ontology annotation, cellular component: site of double-strand break; DNA replication factor A complex; chromosome, telomeric region. Gene Ontology annotation, biological process: nucleotide-excision repair; DNA replication; double-strand break repair via homologous recombination. Lineage: Eukaryota; Metazoa; Chordata; Actinopteri; Characiformes; Serrasalmidae. Gene Ontology annotation, molecular function: DNA binding. The transcript is spliced from 9 exons. Bases 1 to 750 code for a protein of 249 amino acids.
AUGGGGAGUCACGGUUAUCGGUACCGCCUUUCUCCUGGUGAGUCCUCGCGUUCACCCAGUGAAGGAACGUCAAAGAGAUCACGAAUAUUAUGCGUUCUGCCCUGCACAGUGUCUCAGCUCCUGUCUGCCACCGAGCAGCAGGGUUCCUUCUUUAUACAGGGGACUGAGAUCAACCAGGUGACCGUGGUGGGUAUCGUCAGGAGAACUAAGCCGGCGGUGGCGUACGUUGUGUACUCCCUGGAUGACAUGACUGGACCUCCUCUAGACGUUAAACAGUGGAUGGAUCUCGAGGAUGCCAAUAUGAAUGACUGUGUGAUUCCUCCUGGCACAUACAUCAAAGUGGUGGGCAGCCUUCGCUCCUUUCAGAAUCACAGAUCCAUGGUGGCUUUCAGCACCUGCCGUGUGGAGGACUAUAACGAGAUCACCUCGCACAUGAUGGAGGUAGUUCAGGCUCAUCUGCUGAACGACAGCAGCUCGUGCAGUAUGAUGAAGAAAAAGGCCAUGACCUCAAUAAUGAGCCUGUCCCGUUCAAACGAAUCAACUUCCUAUGGCUUUACUGCCAAUCAGAGCCAGGUUUUUAACCUGAUUAAAAGCUGUCCUCUGGCCGAGGGCAUCAGCGUGCAGAGCCUGAAGACCUCGCUCAAAUAUCUGACCCCCUAUGACAUCAGGACCUGCUUGAAGUUCCUUAUAAACGAAGGCCACAUUUUCUCAACGGUUGAUGACGACCACUUCAAGUCUACUUGCGUCUAA